Messenger RNA from Coturnix japonica (Japanese quail), 1932 nucleotides. NCBI's taxonomy places the organism in Eukaryota, Metazoa, Chordata, Aves, Galliformes, Phasianidae. The record is from RefSeq and is a predicted model, not a curated record.
GCCCACAGGGAGCCAGACUGGGGCUGUUUAGGGGUGCCCUCCUCCUGGUCACUGCUUUAUUUUUGCUGAUUUGAAGGCAGUGAUUGCAUUCUUCAGUUGCUUUAUAGGGUUGUUGCCUGAUGUGUACUGUAGUAAAUAGCUAUACACGCUCUAAAGCAGUGUGUAGUGCAAGUACUGCCUUAACUUUGUCUUUCCCCUUGUAUCAGUAUGCUAUUCAGGUGCCCAAAGCUUGCUAACUUCCAUUUUGAUCUGAAUGGCUACAUCUGUAAGCUUGUGCAUAGCUGGUCUGCUCUCCAAGACAGCAGGGAUGAACCUAAACUCUACACGUCCGUUAUUGAAGAUGUGAUAGAAAGUAUUCAGGACCUCUUUGCAGAAGAGGGAGUAGAUGCGCAGGUUGUGAGAAACCUGAAGGAGCUCUGGGAAACCAAGGUGAUGCAGUCUAAAGCAACAGAAGGCCUCUUCAAACACAGCCACCAUUCUUCACGCGUAACUCUACAGUUUCCACACAAUUUUCAUCAUGUUUUGCAGGCUUCAACAGCUCCUUUAGUUAUCUCAACUGGAGGAGGCUUUCAGCAUUUGGUGGCAGCAGACCUGGGUGCUUCACAGAAAGGCGCAACUCUUACUCUCCCUUCCAGUGUUGCUUAUCCCAUACAUGUACCAGCUGGACUGACUCUGCAGACAGCCUCUGGGCAGCUUUAUAAAGUAAAUAUGCCUGUUAUGGUUGCACAUGGCCAAGGAGAUGCAACUAUUCUGCAACAUCCUCUUCAGCAGAUUGGCCAACCUUCAGUUCUGAAUACAAAUGUUGCUAGCAUUGCGCCCAUGGGAACAUCUUCUGUCCAGGCAACUGCUGAAACAUCGCAAACCCUGAAGACUGAAGUCCAGCAGACUGUGGUAUUUCAACCGAGUGCCUUGCAGAAUAAAAACCCAGAGAAUUCCACCGAUACUGUGCUGUUUCAGCAGCCUGCAGUGAGUCAGCAGGAGACUGCAACUAACACAGUGUUGAAUCAGUGUGCAGAGUUAACAGAAAAAUCCCAAUACAGCAGUCUUCAUACACUUGUGUUUACUUCAGGAUCUUCUGAAGUGUUUUCUCCUGCUGAAUCCUUGGCAAAUGACCCAGGCAGUGUACUGCAGCCAGAUGUGGAGGGGCAGUUAGAUGUGAAGCCUCAGGAAUCAGUGCAACAGCAGGUGUCUGAUGAUAUAAUUGAGCUGAUUAUAAGGGGCAAAAGUUUAGAUGAUAACGCUGCUCUGAAAGACCAGGACAGCGAGGCCUCCACAGACAAGAUGGAACCUACUGAGCAGGUGGAAUCUGAUUUACAAUCAGAGAAGGGUAUCUCCAGUGACACUGAAGGCAUAAUUCAGCUAGAUGGAACUUGUGAUGGUUCCCCCAAGAAAGAAGUACCACAUACAAACGGCAUAGAAAAGAAUGAAUUCAUUGACAUUAUUGAAUCAGAGGGUCUGAAGAUUCUGGAGGAUGAAGAAGAUGAAGAAGCUGACAGUAUUUCAAACUCUGAGUCUAGCAGCAGCUGUGGCAAUGAAGAGUCCCAGGCAGACAUUGUUGAGGAGGACCCAUUAAAUUCUGCUGAUGAUGUCAGUGACCUGGACGUUGCAGACUUGUUUGACACCAACAAUGUGAUAGUUUGCCAGUAUGAGAAGAUACAUAGAAGUAAAAACAAAUGGAAGUUCUUCUUAAAAGAUGGAGUGAUGUCCUUUGAUGGUAAAGACUAUGUUUUUGCAAAAGCUAUUGGAGAUGCAGAGUGGUGAAACCUCACUGUCGUAUGUAUGUUAAGACUGGAAUUACUCCUUUACAAACCAUCUGUGAAACAACUGGACUUUCUAUAUUUUGCCAUAAAAUCCCAUACAGUUAGCUAAAAUAUGUAAAACCUUUGUUGCCUAUGCAUGCAAAUUAAAAUAGUACUGUGAACUGAUAAACAA